CUUUUUAUUUUACAGGAAGAAGAAGCAGAUGUUAGAAAGAUCAGCAAGUUAUGUGAAUAUGCUUCUAAAAACCCACUGCGCAUUCCAAAGAUCACAAGUUAUCUGGAGCAAAGGUUUUACAAGGAAUUGAGAACUGAGCAAUUUGGCUAUGCAAAAGUUGUCAUGAGCAUCUACCGCAAAUUAUUAGUUUCUUGCAGAGAGCAAAUGCCAUUAUUUGCAAGUAGCUUAUUGAGCAUCACACAAAUUCUUUUGGAUCAAACAAGACAGGAUGGAAUUCGCAUUAUAGGAUGCCAUACACUUUUUGAUUUUGUAAAUUGUCAGAUUGAUGGCACUUAUCAAUUCAACUUGGAAGCCUUGAUUCCGAAACUCUGUCAACUAUCUCAAGAGAUUGGGGAGGAUGAGCAGUCACAUCAUUUACGUGCAGCAGGCCUGCAAGCUCUUUCUUCUAUGAUUUGGUUCAUGGGGGAGUAUUCUCAUAUAUCAACAGAAUUUGACAAUGUAAGACCCAUUCUUGUAAAUGACAAAGGAGAACUGAAUUUGACCACGGAUGAAGCCAAGAGUUCCCAUUUUUGGUCCAGGGUUUGUGUACAUAAUACGGCCAAUCUAGCCAAGGAGGCUACAACUGUAAGGCGGGUUUUGGAGUCCCUUUUUCGCUAUUUUGAUAAUAACAAUUCAUGGUCACCUAAACAAGGGCUUGCUCUUUGUGUCUUAUUGGACAUGCAAUUAUUAAUGGAGCAGUCUGGGCAGAAUACACAUUUGUUAACCUCCAUAUUGGUCAAACAUCUUGAUCACAAAGCUGUUGUAAAACAGCCCGACAUGCAGCUAGAUAUUGUCAAAGUUACCACCAAUCUUUCCAAGCAAUCAAAAGUGCAGAUUUCACCAUCAAUAAUUGGUGCCAUGACUGAUCUUGUUAAGCAUUUGCGGAGAACCAUGCAAAGCUCGUGCAAUGAUAAAGACCCAGGGGAUGGAUUGAUCAGUAAAUUCAGAAUAGCAGUAGAUGAGUGCCUCGUUCAGUUAUCUAAAAAGGUUGGUGAUGGGGGACCAGUACUUGAUAUGAUGGCUGUGAUGUUGGAGAAUAUUUCUUACACAGUGUCAGCCGCUAGGGCAACAGUUGCUGCAGUUUACCGGACUGCCCAGAUAAUGGCAUCAGUACCAAACUUGUCUUAUCAAAAUAAGGCUUUUCCUGAAUCACUCUUUCAUCAUCUGCUUGUAGCAAUGGUCCAUCCAGAUCAUGAAACACGUUUAGGGGCACACCGUAUAUUCUCUGUUGUUCUUGUUCCUUCUUCUGUAUCUCCUCAUCUCUCUGAUGCUCCAGAAUUAGCCAAGUAUGAUCUUCAAAGAACACUCUCAAGGACCACAUCAGUCUUCUCAUCUUCAGCUGCUCUUUUCCAAAAGUUAAAGAGGGAUAAGUCCUCUUUUAGAGAAGCCUCCCAAGGUCAAGAUGGACAACUAAAGAGCAGCAAUGAUCCCAAACUUCCCAGAUUGCAAUCUUCCAAAAGUCGAUUUUUUAGUAUUAAAAGGCUACAGUCAUCUAAAAGUCGAAUGUAUAGCAUGAAAGGCCCUCAAUUACCGCCAACUGCAGAACAAAAUUUGUCUGAGAACGAAGAAGUGGACUUUGUUCCCCUCAGAUUAAGUGGCCGGCAGAUUUCGCUGCUGCUUUCAUCUAUAUGGGUACAGGCCAUGUCACCUGAAAAUAUUCCUCAAAACUAUGAAGCUAUUGCUCACACAUAUGGGUUGUUAUUGUUAUUUUCUCGAACUAAGGUAAAUAUGAAUUAUUUCUAAGCCUCGUAAAUUUCUUCUUUUUCAACUUAUUUCUGCUUGCAUUUUUGCUUUUUCUAGUAAACUGUUCUCAAUUGCAUUGCAGUCAAAGCUUAAUUUUAGUUAUACGGACUUCUUUGCUUUAACAUUGAAGUAAUAACUUUGUAAUUCAUAGUUCGCCUGGAACGUGGUGACAUUCUGUGCCAUAUGAGUACAACGCCGCAAGUGAAUAGCACAUUACAUGAUUCUGUAUUGUUUAUGAUACUACCAACUUAUAUUCUUUCACAGCUCUAUACUGCACUUCUACUUUGAAAACAUGCAAGUUGAUUUUGACUGAUCAGUCACUGACACAAUCUAUCCCGGUGUAGUUUAAACAUAAAAGUUUUUGAAAGUUUUAUACUUCGAAAUGAGAAAAAUAGACAAGUUGAGCGCAUAUUUUAUUGUAGCUUUUAUCAAGUUGAAUUAAUGUCUUAGUGUUGGAGUGCCUGAUCU
Molecule: messenger RNA, 2250 nt
Organism: Asparagus officinalis (garden asparagus)
Lineage: Eukaryota; Viridiplantae; Streptophyta; Magnoliopsida; Asparagales; Asparagaceae
Exons: 12
Source: RefSeq, a predicted model, not a curated record